GUGCCGCCCGGGGCCGUACGCGGGGAGCGUCUGUCGGUUCGCCGCGUCCCGAGCGCGAGCCGAAGCCGCGUGCCGAGCGUGCCGAGCGCGCUCGGCCCGACCUGUGCGCACGCGCGGCGUGGCGCGGCGCGGCCCGGCCCUCCCCCUCUCCACCCCUCCGCCUGGCGCUGCCGCGCUAGGCGCUACCGUCCCCCAUGGACCCCAGUACUCUCGCCGCCAUGGACAAGGACGCGCUGAAGAAGCAGAUCGAGAACAUGAAGUACCAGGCCACGAUGGAGCGCUGGCCGCUGUCCAGAAGCAUUGCAGCGAUGCGGGAGUUCGUGGAGGAGAACGAGAAGAGUGACCCCCUGAUCCACGCACCGGACAAGAAGAACAACCCCUGGGCGGAGAAGGGAAAGUGCUCCAUAAUGUAAACGGCAGGCGUCGCCCCUUCCAGCGCCCCCAUCAUCCCCCGACCCGCAGCUCCAGGUGGAGAGUGGGGUGGGAGCCCCGACCAAGAGGUGUGUUCAUAAAACAAGUGCUUAAGUCGUUCCAUAACAAUAAUAAUUGUAAUUAUUAUUGGUAUACUGAUGUUCAAAAGAAUCAUUAAUCGUUAUUGUUCUAAAAAUUCCUGCAAUGUGUUGUAAAUCAUGAAAAUGCCAUUUUCACACCUACCUUGAUAAGUAAACAUAAUUUAUGUCAUUGUGCUAAGUUUUAUUCCAUUGUCAAAUUUGUGUGUCUAUUGUGUUAUUGAGUAAACAUGACUGCAUGUCAUACACAAGGGCUGCCCUGGAUGUCAUGAGUGCAGAUGUGAUUCUGAUGAGUGAUUUUUGAACAUGACUGUGAGGCCAUGUCUCAACGUCCUAUGGGAAGCUGAGAAUGAGCCCAUUUCUAUACUCUAGUCCAGUGGCGUGUCAGUGAACCAUUGAAUUAGUUGCAGUUGUCAUCCUUCGUCCAAGUGAGUGUCCUGAUUUUCUUUCACACAGGUAUUGUCAAUUUUCAGUACAUUCCAGUAAACUGUACAUGUUAUUGUCUAGGUGUCUCCUUUUUGAAGUUUUUUUGUUAUUCAAUUCAUGGAAGCUGCUUUUCAUUAUAAAUCCAUACAGAUUUGAUACCUUAAGAAAAGUUGCACGCCACUGUUUUAUAUUCAUAGUCAUAUUCUGUAAUCGUUCCAUGUAGGUCAAAUUUGUUACUUAGUGUUGAUAAUGCUAUGUUGCUUGAAAGGUACCUCACAACAAAGUGAUUCAUUUUACAUGUAUGAAUUGUUGUGAGAUAGUGCAACAGCUCAAUUCUUUCAUAAAUGAAAUCAAAUUUCUUCUUGGAAAUUUUAGCCAAAAUCUUUUGUUUAGUAGUUUUGAUGAGUUCCAGCUUAUAAUAUCCUAAACAGUGCAAACCAUCUGCAACCAUCUAAACUCAUUAAGUAAACAAAUAUUAAGAUGAGCCCAAAGAUAAAUUUUUGUUUAAUGUAGGUAAUAUUGAGCAUGUCAAACUUCUUCAUGAUGCAAUAAUGUUCAGCUAUGGAUAUGGAAUUGCAGUCUAGUCAUAUGAUAUUUACAUUUCUAAGUUACAUGGCAUAGUUUGGGUCACAUCUAAAAUUUUAUUUAUCACAUUAAUCAAUAAAAUUGUGAAGAAAUUUAAA
Molecule: messenger RNA, 1618 nt
Organism: Frankliniella occidentalis (western flower thrips)
Lineage: Eukaryota; Metazoa; Arthropoda; Insecta; Thysanoptera; Thripidae
Gene: Ggamma30A
Product: guanine nucleotide-binding protein subunit gamma-e
Biological process (GO): sensory perception of taste; phospholipase C-activating G protein-coupled receptor signaling pathway
Cellular component (GO): heterotrimeric G-protein complex
Molecular function (GO): G-protein beta-subunit binding
Source: RefSeq, a predicted model, not a curated record